This is a messenger RNA of Phoenix dactylifera (date palm), 2481 nucleotides long. RefSeq lists its product as uncharacterized. The record is from RefSeq and is a predicted model, not a curated record. NCBI's taxonomy places the organism in Eukaryota, Viridiplantae, Streptophyta, Magnoliopsida, Arecales, Arecaceae.
CUCAGUUGGGUGUGGAGGGAUUCCGAAGGAGGUUUCGGGAGGAUGCUCUGCGGUCGGAGGGUGAUGAGCUUCUUCUGGAAGAAGGAUGUGAGGAAGUUCCUCAAGCGCAAGGACAGCGACGCCGGCGAAAGAGGUCGCUUCUCCCCUCCUCCUUCCUUGGUUGGUUCCAGGGAUCUUAGGGUCUAUUUGGAUUCCUUACACUCUUUAAUCGGACACAUUUUAACGUUCUUUUUUUUUCGAGUAAAAAAGGUCCGUUUUUGGUGGUCUUAGCUCGCUUGUUUUGUAUAUAUUAUUCUUUCGAACCAAUUCUAUUGGCUGCAUUUUAAUGAAACAUGAUAUGGUUCUGUUCGCGUUUUCAUUUUUGGCUCGAAGAAUUCGAUAAAUGUCUGCGAUUUUUACUUGGGAAACGAAGGCUUUGAUGCUUUGUUUCUGGUGCCCAUCGUCUAUUUCCCACUCUCUAAGACUGAAGUAUUUGCAAGGGAAGGGGCGUCAUCACUUCCGUUUGAGUUUUUGGAAUCAGAUAGCUGUAACAUUAGCUUCGGAAAGGGUAAGAUGGAGCUCAUUCUUAAAUGUUAGUCUGUUGCUUGAACUGUACAUGGAGAACAAUGUAGAGCUCUACUUUAGAUCGAUACUGUUCACAAUCAUUUGAAUGUUUUAGAAGACAUUUCUCUUCUGAUCGAUACUGUGUUUUCUACUUGUAUUGAGAUUUAUCAGGUAGAUGAUUUUUACUUAGAAGGGGGAGGGAUUAGAUGUUCAUGCCGGCUGCUUACAGUCUAUUUCUUUUUUUAAUUAUUUUCAAGAAUUUGUGACAAAAAAGGGUCGUAAUUACUUGAAAUAUAGUGAUUGGCUCAAAUUGUUUGACAUUUUAGAACUUAAGCCACUCAUUCAUAGAUGAUUUACUUGAAUUUUUUUUAGUGUUCAACAUUAAUUGCCAGCAUCUAGUACGAGAUUAGUAGUUUGCUUUGUUUCGCUGGCACAACAUUGAUGGUCAUAUGACUGCAAGUGACACCGGCACUGUCGAGGAAAACAAUUAGAAGGCUCAAUAGUAGGGCUCUUGAGGAUCUGCGUGCUUCCCUUUUUAGUGAGCUCUGCACAUGUGAGGGUGCCAAGCAUUUGCAGCAACGGAUUUGUGGUCCAACAGUUGCUUUGUCUUUCAAUUUCCUAGUUUCUGUUGGUAUAAUUAUGAUGAACAAAUUGGUGCUUGGGGGAGUGGGGUUCAAUUACCCAAUCUUUCUAACCUUUAUUCAUUACAUCCUGAGCUGGGGUUUAAUGGCUAUAUUGAAUGCCUUCUCACUCCUUCCAGCCUCGCCUCCUGCCAAGUCGACCCCUUUUUCUUCUCUGCUAGUCCUUGGCAUUGUCAUGUCACUAUCUAAUGGCCUUGCUAAUGUUAGCUUGAAGUAUAAUAGUGUGGGAUUCUAUCAGAUGGCAAAGAUUGCUGUUACUCCGACGAUUGUUCUUGCCGAAUUUAUGCUGUUUAGGAAGGCAGUCUCUUGCCAGAAGGUGAUUGCGCUAACUAUAGUAUCUAUUGGUGUUGCUGUUGCAACAGUUACAGACCUUGAAUUCAACUUCUUUGGUGCUUGUAUAGCAUUGGCAUGGAUUAUACCUAGUGCAGUUAAUAAGAUUCUAUGGUCCAAUCUACAGCAGCAGGAUAACUGGACUGCCUUAGCUUUAAUGUGGAAGACAACACCAAUCACGCUUUUCUUUUUGGUUGCCUUGAUGCCUUGGCUCGACCCCCCUGGUGUUCUCUCCUUUCGCUGGAACUUUUCCAAUGCAUCAGCUAUUUUCACGUCAGCUGUCUUCGGUUUUCUGCUCCAGUGGUCAGGGGCUUUGGCUCUUGGGGCAACAUCUGCAACUUCUCAUGUUGUUCUCGGACAGUUCAAAACAUGUGUUAUCCUUCUUGGAGGGUACCUUCUUUUCAAUUCUAACCCAGGUCUGUCAAGUAUCUGUGGAGCUAUCACAGCUCUUGCAGGGAUGUCCUUGUACACAUACCUCAACAUGCUAGGCUCUCAUCAACAACAAGCUAAAGCAUCUCCUUGGCAAUCAUAUUUUUCUUCAAUAAAAUCUAAGCUUAGCAAGGAAGGUAGCGAUCCCCAUGAUGGAAAUUGUACUACUGAAACUGUCUAAAGGGCAGAAUCAACUGUGGGGACACUUCAGCGUUCUAUCUUGGGGAUCCACCUAGAGUGUAGAGAUUAGGAUUAUACAGAAAGUGUAAAUCAUAAGAAAGAGGAAGUAACCAGUUCAAGUUUUGGUUUGCUUUUCUCCUACUGUUUCUUCUCUUCUUUCUGACAAUUUAAUUUUCAGUCUGGGUCACCCCAGUUUGAUCAAAUUAUACUCAUCCAUAUGCUCUGCACUACCAUAAAUGUAUCGCAUACCAGGAUUAUAUCGUUCCUGGAUACUUAUUGUAAAGUUGUACGCAUACAAAAUUAACUCUAGCAGUUUUCUUGCAGAAAAAGAAUUACUUCAAUUAAUUCCCUUUAUCCA